AUGCCACUUAAAUGUCUUUGUUUAAGAAGUUCCUUGUCAAAGCCCAAGUGGCCUGCUGCCCAAGAGCUUGAGCUUGCAUCAGAAGAUAUGCUCGAGAAGGACAUCCGCUACCCAGGAAAAGAAGAGCUGACAGCCCUUCUAUCCCCCAAGGGGCGAAAAGUAGUGAUAGAAGGAAGCUCCCAUACGGCUAUAGCCAAUCUCGAUGAGAAGAAGUACACUGAACUCGAUCAAUCUACGAAGGUAUGUAACUUCUCCACUCUCUGCUAUCAGCUUUCCUCUCUUAUGAUUUGUCGAGUUAGAGAUCACUUCGAAAAGCGGCCUAAAUCUUAUAUAAGAUACCAACAGAGGUGCCCCCGCUCUGUCUUAUCCAAUCGGGGAUUUCUAAAAAUUAAUAUCUUUCCUUUUAUGCCAAAAAAGACGGAAAUUUUUGAAAUGCUUUUCGUACGGCAAGGUUGUUUUCCUUCCAGUGGAAAGCCAGGAGGUAAGGAAAUCAAUUAA
Beta vulgaris subsp. vulgaris (sugar beet) is the source of this 498-nucleotide messenger RNA. Lineage: Eukaryota; Viridiplantae; Streptophyta; Magnoliopsida; Caryophyllales; Amaranthaceae. The record is from the annotation of a RefSeq genome assembly.